Caenorhabditis bovis is the source of this 1386-nucleotide messenger RNA. The record is from the annotation of a GenBank genome assembly. NCBI's taxonomy places the organism in Eukaryota, Metazoa, Nematoda, Chromadorea, Rhabditida, Rhabditidae.
AUGGAAUUACCGGGUGGAGGAAACAUAUCAAACAUUGGAAUCGAUGGAAUCGAAUUUUACUUUCCACGUAAUUAUGUUUCUCAAACUGAUCUUGAACAUUACAACAAUAUCUCUAGUGGUAAAUAUACAAUAGGUCUGGGCCAACAAGAAAUGGGAUUUUGUGCCGAUAAUGAGGAUAUCGUGUCCAUCUCCUUAACGGUUACCAAGAAGUUAAUGGACACCUAUAAAGUUCUUCCAAAUUCCAUUGGUUGCCUUGUUGUCGGUACAGAAACGCUCAUUGAUAAGAGCAAGAGCGUUAAAACAGCAUUAAUGGAUUUGUUUGACGAUUGCAGUGAUAUUGAAGGUGUUGAUAUAAAAAAUGCGUGUUUUGGUGGCGCUCAGGCUCUUCUUCAUGCCGUUGAUUGGGUUCAUGUAAAUCAUCAAGUCGAAAAUCGUGAUGCUAUCGUGGUGGUUGCCGAUAUCGCCAUUUACGAGGAUGGACCUGCUCGAUGUACAGGAGGAGCUGGAGCUAUUGCAUUUCUCAUAAGACCGAAUGCAACAAUUCCCAUUGACCGUGUGCUAGCAACAUGCUUCAUGCGAAACAGCUGGGAUUUCUAUAAGCCAAUUACCUCAAAGAUUACCGAAUACCCCACAGUUGAUGGUUCACUGUCGUUGGCUUCCUACUUGGGAGCGGUUAAAACCGCAUACGGAAACUUCAAAAAGAAGGCUUCUCGUGUUCUAGGAACAGAAGUUACUUUGGAAGAGUUUGACGCUGUCUUUUUUCAUUCUCCAUUCACGAAAAUUGUGCAAAAAGGUCUUGCCGUUAUGCACUACAGUGACUUGUCAUCUGAUAAACUACAAAAUGGAGAUAAAGCUCUGGACGAGAAUGAUCGGGCAGCGAUGGCGAAAAUGAUCGAAAUGUCGUCAGAAGUCUGGAAAAAGAAGACAGAUCCGUAUUUAACUUUUAACAGAAGAAUUGGAAACAUGUACACUCCAUCCCUGUUCGCCCAACUUCUUGCUUAUUUGGCAUCAGACAAUUGUGUGCAAGAACCAAAUGAGAAGCAUUUGUUGUUCUUCGCUUAUGGAAGUGGAUUAGCUUCCGCUGUGUUUCCGGCACGUUUGAGACAGACAGAAAGGUUGGAAAAAAUUCGACAGUCAGCCAAAUCUGCAAUAAGACGUUUGGAUGCCAGAAAGCAAUUCACUCCUGAAGAAUUCACCAAAGUUUUAAAUAUGCGUGAACGAUUUCUGGUUGCACAAGUACCUGAGUCAUUGCCAAAAUUGGACAAUGAGCUGACACCAUUCCCGGGAACAUUUUAUCUUGAAAAAAUUGAUGAGUUUCACCGUCGCUCGUACAAAAUUUAUGAGGAGCCAAAUAUUGUUGCAAAUGGAAACGGAAUAGUGCAUUGA